This is a messenger RNA of Telopea speciosissima, 765 nucleotides long. RefSeq lists its product as uncharacterized. Bases 1 to 765 code for a protein of 254 amino acids. The transcript has a single exon. Lineage: Eukaryota; Viridiplantae; Streptophyta; Magnoliopsida; Proteales; Proteaceae. The record is from RefSeq and is a predicted model, not a curated record. Gene Ontology annotation, molecular function: nucleic acid binding; RNA-DNA hybrid ribonuclease activity.
AUGAGUGAUUGGUUUAAAGCUUGGGAUCCUAUUUUUUCUGUUGAUAAGAAAAAGGCACAAGAUCUCUUUUCUCUUGCAACGUUCAUAAUAUGGUAUAUUUGGAGAGCAAGGAACGAUAUCAUUUUUAAGCAUCACUCUUGGUCGCCAGUUGAAGUCAUUAAGGCAGCAGAUAAAGCUUUUCAUGAAUUCAAUCAGGUUACCAAAACUCCUCACAAUAUUUCUCCUCCCAUGGAUAUCCAUCCAUCUAAUAUUCAGGUGCCUUCCCACAAGUGGAUCCCUCCUUUUCCUUGGGUUAAAUUGAACGUUGAUGCUGUUUGGAAUAAAGUUUUGAGGAAAGGUGAUAUUGGGAACAUUAUUCGUGAUCACUCUGGCCUUCUUCUCUCGGCUUAUUCAUUCGGUGUUCAUUGCGAUUCUACUUUUAUUGGCGAAGCGAUUGCCAUCCACUCUGGUCUUUUGCUUGAUAUUAGAGGUGGCUUCAGUAACGUCUUAGUGGAAUCGGAUUGCUCUUGUCUUAUCAACCAGCUCUCCUCUUCAGAGCCAGAGAUUGCUAUUGAUAGUAUUUUUCAUGAUAUUGUUCAUCUUCAAAAAUCUUUUGUUGAAUGCUCCAUUUCUUAUGUUCCAAGGUCUGUCAAUUCUGUGGCUGAUUCCUUGGCCAGGUCGGCCCUUUCAGUAGAGUCUCCGAUUGUUUGGCCUCUUACCUCUCCUUGGCUUCUCUAUCUUUGUGAGACAAAAGCCAAUGUUUGUAAUGACUCUUUGAUUCAAUGA